This is a messenger RNA of Metarhizium album ARSEF 1941, 1671 nucleotides long. Its product is annotated as MRT, a raffinose family of oligosaccharides transporter. Lineage: Eukaryota; Fungi; Ascomycota; Sordariomycetes; Hypocreales; Clavicipitaceae. Gene Ontology annotation, cellular component: membrane. The record is from RefSeq and is a predicted model, not a curated record. Gene Ontology annotation, biological process: carbohydrate transport; transmembrane transport. The transcript has a single exon. The coding region runs from base 1 to 1671 and encodes 556 amino acids. Gene Ontology annotation, molecular function: carbohydrate:proton symporter activity.
AUGGGUCUUCCCAUCCAACACCAUGACAAAGACCAGCCUUGCAAGGUCUCGGUUGACAACGGCAACAUGGACAAUGAUCUUGCCCAUGAAGCAGCCACUGCCGCCGAACAAGAGCAGAAUAUGGGGCUUUUGAAGUCUCUGAAACUGUACAGGAAAGCAUGUCUGUGGUCCAUCUUCUUGUCUACCUGUAUUGUCAUGGAGGGAUUCGAUACCGUCUUGCUCAACACGUUAUUCGCCUAUCCCCCCUUCCAGGAGAAAUUCGGAGAAGAACAGCCUGAUGGCACAUACCAACUCACGGCGGCUUGGCAAGCGGGCCUGAGCAAUGGCACGCUCGUCGGCCAAAUCUUUGGUCUAUUCGUCAACGGCAUCAUUGCCGACAGAUUCGGAUACCGCAAGACGCUCAUCGGUGCUCUGGUCGGCUGCGCCGGCUGCCUUUUCAUUGUCUUCUUCGCGGAAAGCCUCACGCAACUGCUCAUCGGACAGAUUCUCAUCGGCGUCCCAUGGGGCGUCUUUCAGACACUGACGACAACAUACGCCUCCGAGGUGUGCCCUACGCACCUGCGCGCCUACCUUACAACGUACGUCAACCUCUGCUGGGUCAUUGGCCAGUUCAUCGCCUCUGGCGUCCUGCGAGGAAUGAUUUCCCGGGACGACAAAUGGGGCUACAAGAUCCCCUUUGCUCUGCAGUGGAUGUGGCCAAUCCCUCUCAUCAUCGGCAUCUAUCUUGCCCCCGAAUCUCCCUGGUGGCUUGUUCGGCGCAAUCGUAUCGACGACGCCAAGAAGUCUCUGGCGCGGUUGACAGCACGCAACAGCGGCGUUGGUUUUCAGCCCGACGAGACCAUCUCGAUGAUGAUUCACACCAACGAGAUGGAAAAGGAGCUCACAGCCGGCAUCUCCUAUGCCGACCUCGUCCGGGGCAAGGUGAACCGCCGCCGAACGGAGAUCGUCUGCGUGACGUGGAUGAUCCAGACGCUUUGCGGAUCCACCUUCAUGGGCUACUCGACUUACUUCUACCAACAGGCUGGCAUGGCAGUGGCAAACUCGUUCAGCAUGUCUCUGGGCCAGUAUGCACUCGGUGCCGUUGGGACCGUCUGUUCGUGGUUCCUCAUGGGCCGAUGGGGCCGACGAACCCUGUACUUGAGCGGCCAAAUCAUCAUGUGCAUCCUGCUGCUGGCCAUUGGCUGCACCGCGUUUGCCGGCAAAGAGAAUCCGGCCGCGCAGUGGGCGAUUGGCUCCAUGCUCCUUGUCUACACCUUUACGUACGACGCCACCGUCGGGCCCGUCUGCUACUCUCUCGUCGCCGAGCUGACCUCGACGCGUCUCCGGACCAAGUCUGUCGUCCUCGCCCGAAACUGCUACAACAUUGCUGGCAUCGUGACCAACAUCAUGACGCCUCGGAUGCUGAAUCCCUCGGCCUGGAACUGGGGUGCCAAGGCGGGCUUCUUCUGGACUGUCACCUGCCUCGCAUGCGCCAUCUGGACCUACUUCCGCCUCCCGGAGCCCAAGGGUCGCACCUACGGCGAGCUCGACGUCUUAUUCGAGAAUGGCAUCAGCGCCCGCGAAUUCAGCUCUACCCCAGUCGACAGACUCGGUGUGCGACGCGAGGGCACCUCGGAAAAGGACACCGUGUCAGAGGUCAUGGUUGAGAGGGUCCGUAGCCAUCGGUCCUGA